This is a messenger RNA of Thamnophis elegans (Western terrestrial garter snake), 1401 nucleotides long. RefSeq names its product transcription factor AP-2 beta (gene TFAP2B). Gene Ontology annotation, cellular component: nucleus. Gene Ontology annotation, molecular function: RNA polymerase II transcription regulatory region sequence-specific DNA binding; DNA-binding transcription factor activity, RNA polymerase II-specific. Lineage: Eukaryota; Metazoa; Chordata; Lepidosauria; Squamata; Natricidae. The coding region runs from base 1 to 1401 and encodes 466 amino acids. The transcript is spliced from 9 exons. Gene Ontology annotation, biological process: regulation of cell population proliferation; anatomical structure development; regulation of transcription by RNA polymerase II. The record is from RefSeq and is a predicted model, not a curated record.
AUGCUCUGGAAACUGGUGGAAAAUGUGAAAUACGAAGACAUCUACGAGAUGUUAGUCCACACCUAUUCCGCUAUGGACCGGCACGAUGGAGUCCCCAGCCACAGUUCCCGGCUGUCCCAGCUGGGCUCGGUCUCGCAAGGCCCUUACUCCAGCGCCCCUCCGCUCUCUCACACGCCCUCCUCGGACUUCCAGCCGCCCUACUUCCCGCCGCCCUACCAGCCUCUUCCUUACCACCAGAGCCAGGACCCUUACUCCCACGUUAAUGACCCCUACGCCCUAAACCCGCUGCAUCAGCCCCAGCAGCAUCCCUGGGGGCAGCGACAGCGGCAAGAAGUGGGCUCCGACGCCGGCUCGCUGCUGCCCCAGCCACGGGCUUCUUUGCCGCAGCUCUCGGGCCUCGACCCGCGACGGGACUACCACUCCGUCAGGCGGCCAGACGUCCUUCUCCAUUCAGCUCACCAUGGCCUGGACUCCGGCAUGGGCGACGCGCUUUCCCUCCACGGCAUCGGGCAUCCUGGCAUGGAGGAUGUGCAGGCAGUAGAAGAUGCUAAUAACAGCGGCAUGAACCUGCUGGACCAGUCGGUCAUCAAAAAAGGUAUGGCAAGCAUUUCCAAAGUGAACGAAAUUCCUCCAAAAUCUGUUACUUCUCUGAUGAUGAACAAAGAUGGCUUCCUUGGUGGUGUGUCUGUAAACACAGGUGAAGUGUUUUGUUCGGUCCCUGGGAGGCUCUCCUUGCUCAGUUCAACGUCCAAGUACAAAGUCACUGUUGGAGAAGUUCAACGGCGCCUUUCACCUCCUGAGUGCUUAAACGCUUCCCUCCUUGGCGGUGUCCUUAGAAGAGCCAAAUCGAAAAACGGGGGGCGAUCGUUGCGAGAGCGGCUAGAAAAAAUUGGUUUGAAUUUACCAGCCGGCAGGCGCAAAGCGGCAAAUGUCACUUUACUCACCUCCCUGGUGGAAGGAGAAGCUGUACAUUUAGCUCGGGAUUUUGGAUACAUCUGUGAAACUGAAUUCCCAGCCAAAGCAGUUUCUGAAUACCUGAACAGACAGCACACAGACCCUACUGAUCUCCACUCCCGAAAAAAUAUGCUGCUUGCCACUAAGCAAAUGUGUAAAGAAUUUACUGAUCUUUUGGCCCAAGACCGGACACCCAUUGGCAAUAGCCGACCAACACCCAUCUUGGAGCCAGGGAUCCAGAGCUGCUUGACUCACUUCAGUCUCAUCACUCAUGGCUUUGGUUCCCCAGCCAUCUGUGCUGCCCUGACUGCUCUCCAGAAUUACCUGACGGAAGCUCUCAAAGGCAUGGACAAGAUGUUCUUGAACAACAACUCUGCUAACAGGCACACUUCUGGGGAAGGACCAGGUAGUAAAACUGGAGACAAGGAAGAAAAGCACAGAAAAUGA